AUGGCUGGAUCAGAUGAGAACUACCCGAGGGAUCAAAUGAGAACCAGAUCUGGGUUCCUUCAAGGAGGCUUACGAGCAGGGAAUGUGAUGUUCACACCGGGUAUUGGGCAAAAUUGGAGGGCAUUGAACACGAUAAAUCGGAACAUCGUCGGAGCUGCACCUUACCCAUGUGCCAUCAACAACAGAAGUGGCUUGCCAGAGUAA
Molecule: messenger RNA, 204 nt
Organism: Ilex paraguariensis (yerba mate)
Lineage: Eukaryota; Viridiplantae; Streptophyta; Magnoliopsida; Aquifoliales; Aquifoliaceae
Source: the annotation of a GenBank genome assembly